AGUAUGGUAAACACUAAACACCACGCAUAGAGCUUCGAUUGGUUUGGGAAGAUGUCCAGCGAAAACCAAUAACCAAUCUACCAAUCUUAGCAUUUUUUUUAGGGAUAGUAAACCAAUUUUGCACAAUAGAUAAGCUUCUCUUUGAUCAGGCUGAAAUUCAUCAGUAGGCGCCCUGAUUCUGCCUGUAUAUGUGAUCAAACAUUUUCCCAGUGCUUUAUCAUGCCAAGGGAUAGAAAGUUAUGUGGUUUGCCUCUAGGCAUGUCUUUGCUUCUUUGAAUUAGUGAAAUGGAAAGGAGAAGACCAAUAGAUGACCAUGAACCAGGACCAGUUCCUUCGCAAAGACCCGUGGACAGAUUUGGGUUUAUAAAGCAGGAUGUUAGUAACACUCCAGAUGGUUUAGUGAAGAGUAGGUUAGCCGUUGAAUAUGAGAGGGAAGCUAGAAGGGUUAGAAAAUGGAGAAAAAUGAUUGGGGUUGGUGGGAGUGAUUGGAAACACUAUGCUAGGAGAAAGCCUCAUGUGGUCAAAAGGCGUAUAAGGAAAGGAAUUCCUGAUUGUUUAAGGGGUCUGGUUUGGCAGUUGAUCUCAGGAAGUCGGGACCUUUUGCUGAUGAACCCUGGGGUUUAUGAGCAACUUGUAAUAUAUGAGACCUCAGCUUCAGAACUAGAUAUAAUUCGGGAUAUAUCUCGCACCUUUCCAUCACAUGUUUUCUUUCAGCAGAGACAUGGACCUGGUCAAAGGUCCCUUUACAAUGUUUUGAAGGCAUACUCCGUCUUCGAUAGAGAUGUUGGCUAUGUCCAGGGAAUGGGUUUUUUAGCAGGUCUUUUGCUUCUUUAUAUGAGUGAAGAGGAUGCAUUUUGGUUAUUGGUUGCAUUACUGAAAGGAGCUGUUCAUGCUCCUAUGGAAGGAUUAUAUCAGGUGGGGCUGCCUCUUGUACAACAAUACCUGUUUCAAUUUGAACAAUUGGUGAGGGAGCACUUGCCAAAGCUGGGUGAGCAUUUUAGCCAGGAGAUGAUAAAUCCAAGCAUGUAUGCUAGCCAGUGGUUCAUAACUGUAUUCUCAUACUCAUUCCCGUUCCCUUUGGCUCUUCGAAUUUGGGAUGUCUUUCUCUAUGAGGGUGUCAAGAUUGUCUUUAAAGUUGGUUUGGCACUUUUAAAAUAUUGCCAUGAUGACUUGAUAAAGUUAUCCUUUGAGAAACUCAUUCAUGCUUUGCGUAACUUCCCUGAGGAUGCAAUGGAUCCGGAUACGUUGCUGCCUAUGGCUUAUUCAAUCAAGGUAUCCAGAAGCUUAGAAGAAUCAAAAAAUGAGUAUGAGAAGAAAAAUGGAAAGCUUAUGCAAUCUACAGAAUUUAUCAGGAAGCAGAAACAACUGCAAUGAAGGUUUGCUCAUCUAAGGGCGGGCUAAGCUGCCAGUCAACAUGUACAUUCUUAUUCUUACCAUUAUUUUCCAUUUCUUGCCAUGGCCACUCGAGUGUGUUAAGAUGCAUAUGCCGAACACUGACUUCUUGACAGACUGAUUGUUCAUUCUCUCCUCUUGUUGGCGAAGCAAUUACACUCAAUUGCUUUCGCUUUCAGGAGUUGAUGUGCUUAAGAAAGUCCACAGAUUCAUGCCGUAUGUGCUAAAUCUUUUCAGACUGUAGAAACAGCUGUGGUGACUUAUAAACCAUCUUUGGAUACAAUGAUGGAACUUUGUGAUUAUUGUGUGAAAAAAAAAGGAAAAAAGGAAAAUAAAAAGAAGGAACUCAACUCAACUCAGAGAAAUGUAUAUAUAUAUUGUUUUGUUUUGUCCAGGCACUAGUUUCUAAUGAGUACCUUGUCUUCA
Molecule: messenger RNA, 1818 nt
Organism: Theobroma umbraticum
Lineage: Eukaryota; Viridiplantae; Streptophyta; Magnoliopsida; Malvales; Malvaceae
Product: Ypt/Rab-GAP domain of gyp1p superfamily protein
Biological process (GO): regulation of GTPase activity
Molecular function (GO): small GTPase binding; GTPase activator activity
Source: RefSeq, a predicted model, not a curated record